Messenger RNA from Drosophila grimshawi, 2182 nucleotides. It is a transcript of the gene mIF2, whose product is annotated as translation initiation factor IF-2, mitochondrial. Gene Ontology annotation, molecular function: GTP binding; GTPase activity. The record is from RefSeq and is a predicted model, not a curated record. Lineage: Eukaryota; Metazoa; Arthropoda; Insecta; Diptera; Drosophilidae. The transcript is spliced from 6 exons. The coding region runs from base 55 to 2115 and encodes 686 amino acids.
UAUUUGUACGCUUGCCACUCUCGGUCACACUUAAAUGGACACCAUGAGCUCAAAAUGUUGCAAUUAAGAGGGAUUUAUAAAUUGGGCACUACGCUACGUCAGCGCCAAUUUCACACCGGCAUAGCGAGACUUAAGCGUCGCAAGACAGCUGAGGAGAAGAAAUCCCCUCGAAUUAUAGAGUACUCUCCGAAGAAGUUGCAGGCAAGCAAUGUGACAGCAACACACGGCGCCAUCGACAUCUGGCGAUAUAUGAGCGUGUCUCAGCUGGCAAAGACACUGCAACGGCCGUUGGACGAUGUGCAGGAGGCGAUGUUAUAUGUGCCUGGCGCUGACAACAUCGAGGCAGCCGCCAAGCUGGAGGAUCUGAAGAUCAUUCAGGAAAUCGCCAAGAAGUUGGGCGCCAAAACACGAGUUGUCGCCGCACCGGAAGCGAGCGUCGAGGAUGAGCACAAGGAUCGUGAUGUCUUACCUAGGCCACCGGCAUCGCCGGAGCUGCUCAAGCAACGGCCGCCGGUGGUGACGGUGAUGGGCCAUGUGGAUCAUGGCAAGACAACACUGUUGGAUUCGCUGCGCGGCGCUGAUGUGGCCGCUGGUGAGGCUGGUGGUAUUACUCAGCAUAUUGGCGCCUUCACGGUCACUCUGGAGAAUGGCGAAAGAGUCACGUUCCUGGAUACGCCUGGCCAUGCGGCAUUCAGUGCAAUGCGGGCGCGCGGAGCUGUCGCCACAGAUAUAAUUGUGCUUGUCGUUGCCGCCGAGGAUGGCGUUAUGGCGCAAACACGCGAGGUCAUUGAGCUCGCAAAAGGAGCACAGGUGCCCAUAAUCGUGGCAUUGAACAAGAUUGACAAACCCGAAGCGAAUAUUGAGAAGAGCAAACGGGAACUGGCCCAAAUGGGUCUGACGCUGGAGGAGCAAGGCGGCGAUGUCCAAGUCAUCCCGAUUUCGGCGCUGAAGGGCACAAACUUGCAGCUGCUGGCGGAGGCUGUCAGCACACAGGCCACGCUGAUGGGGCUAAAGGCAGACACCACUGGCCUGGUUGAGGGCAUUGUAGUGGAGUCCAAGACCGAUCCACGUCGCGGCAAACUAUCGACAGCCAUUGUCACGCGUGGCACAUUGCGUAAGGGCUCGGUCUUGCUGAGCGGAUUAGCCCAUGCUAAGGUGCGUGGCUUAUUCGAUCACAAUGGCCAGCCACUAACAGAGGCAGCGCCGGGCACGCCCGUGGAAAUAUUGGGCUGGCGAGAACUCCCGCUAGCUGGUGAGUUAAUACUGGAGGUGGAGACGGAGAGAAAGGCGCAUGCAGUCCUUAAAUUUCGCGAACACCAGGCACAGCAGGAGAAAGUCGAGUCGAGCAGCGAUGAGAUUCGUAAGAAAGAGGAGGAGCAUCAGGCAAAGUACCGUGCAGAACGUGAGGCUCGCCGCCUGGCCGGACGCUUCAGAAUGCGACGCGGUCAGCGAGUUAAACAGGUCGAUGAGAAUGAUGGCAGUCCGCGCGUGAGUGUUGUCAUCAAGGGUGAUGUGCAUGGAUCUGUGGAGGCCAUUUUGGAUGUGCUAGAGACCUACAACAGCAACGAUCGCUGCCGCUUGGAUAUUGUGCAUUAUGGCGUGGGCAAUGUGACGGAUGGUGAUCUGGAACUGGCGAAAGCCUUCAAUGCCAUUAUCUACGCCUUUGCCGUGGAAACACCACAGUCCAAGUUGGCCAAGGAGGUGGAUGUGAAGAGUUACAAUGUCAUUUAUCGCCUGAUCGAUGAUCUCAAGGAGCAGUUGAGUAGCAAACUGCCUUCUGUGGAGGUGGAGGAGCAGCUGGGCGAAGCCAAUGUGCUGCAACACUUCUUCAUCAAUGAGGGGCGUAAAGAGAUUCCCGUGGCUGGUUGCCGCUGCACCAAGGGUGUGCUCAAGAAAAGCCAAAGAUUUCGCCUGCUGAGAGACGGUGAGAUCAUUUACGACGGUGCUUUGGAGUCCAUGCGUCAUUUGAAAAACGAGGUGGACUCGAUUAAAAAGGAUGUAGAGUGCGGAUUGCGCUUUAAGGACAACAAGGUGUUGCCAGAGGCAGGUGACACGUUGCAAUGCUAUACAACGCACAUGGAGGCGCAGCAAACGGAUUGGGAUCCAGGUUUUUAGUAAAUUUGCCACAUGGGAACUGCUUUUAUAUUGUUGCCGUUGCAUUGUUAUCGUCAUUACAUAUAUG